GAAGUUAUUGAGGUUAGAUAAUUAAGAAUGGUAGGAAUUUCAAAAUAAAAUGUUUCUCAGGGGCUCUCAAUACUUAAAAUCUAAUGUUAGACAAGUUUGUGAAAUAAAACCUUACUUUUUAAGGACAAAGAGAUAUUAUAGUGAUAGUUUAAGUGUGUCAGAAGUUAAUAUACCGUUUUCAAAUGGGCGUAAUUUAACUAUAUCCACUGGUCAGUAUGCUCGUUUAGCAGAUGGCUGCGCAGUGGCAACACUUGGUGAUACAUCAGUCAUGGUUACAGUAGUAUCGAAACCCAAACCAACAGUAAGUGGAUUUUUACCCCUAGUUGUUGACUAUCGACAAAAAUCUGCAGCAGCUGGUAGAAUUCCUACAAACUUUUUUCGUAGAGAAUUGGGUCCAACUGAGAAGGAAAUUUUGACAUCUAGGCUAAUAGAUAGAAGUGUAAGACCUUUAUUUCCAGAAAAUUAUAAUUAUGAUACCCAAGUGGUGUGCAAUAUGUUAGCUGUUGAUGGAGUGAAUAAUCCAGACAUUUUAGCCAUUAAUGCUGCAUCUGCUGCUCUAUCUCUAAGUGAUAUCCCAUGGAAUGGACCUAUUGGAGCUGUAAGAGUUGGUUUUAUAGAUAAUGAGUUAAUAAUCAAUCCAACAAGAAGAGAAUUACAAGCAUCAUCGUUAAAUUUAGUUGUUUUCUGCCAUGAGAAAAAGUUUAGUAGUAAUGUUGGAAGGAAAUGCAGAUAUGAUUUUAUUGCAAGAUUUACAAAAAGCCAUUAAAACAGCAACAAAAGAAGUUCAAGGUAUUAUUACUAACAUAGAAACACUUCAAAGACUUUUUGGAAAGAAGAAAAGAGAAUUUAGCGUUCCAGAAGAACUUUCUGAAGAAAUAAUUGAAGCUCUAAGGUCCCUUACUCAAAUGCGAGUUAAAGAAAUUUUCAGAAAUAGCUCCUAUGAUAAGCUUAGUAGAGAUAAUGCGCUGACAGAAGUAAGGACUGAUGUAUUAGAUAAAAUUAAAUCAGGUUUUGUGAAUAUAGACAUUAAUCUUGUGAAUGACUGUUAUAAUAAGAUAGUUAAACAAGCAUUUCGUGAUUUGAUAUUUGAAGAAGAAAGAAGGUGCGAUGGUAGAGAUUUCGCUCAACUCAGAGAUAUUUCCUGUAAAGUGAACAUGUACAAACCUUUGCAUGGGUGUUCACUGUUUCAGAGGGGACAAACGCAGGUAUUUUGUACUGUUACAUUAGAUUCACACGAUAGUGCCCUUAAAUUGGAUCCAUUGAGUAUAUUGACCAGUGGAGUUAAAGAAAAGAAUUUCUUCCUCCAUUACGAAUUUCCACCGUUCGCUACAAAAGAAACAGGAAAAAUAGGUCCUAUUGGUCGAAGAGAGAUGGGCCAUGGUGCUUUGGCAGAAAAAGCUCUAACUCCUGUCGUUCCGGGAGAUUUUCCAUUUACUGUAAGACUGACAUCAGAAGUUUUAGAAUCAAAUGGUUCAAGUUCAAUGGCUACUGUUUGUGGAGGAAGUUUAGCGUUAAUGGAUGCAGGCGUACCACUUUCAACUCCUGUAGCUGGGGUCGCUAUAGGUUUAGUAACUAAAUAUGAUGCCGAACAAAAAUCUAUUGAGGAUUAUAGAGUUUUAACAGAUAUAUUAGGCAUCGAAGAUUAUAUGGGUGAUAUGGAUUUUAAAAUUGCUGGUAAUAAAAAAGGCAUAACCGCAUUGCAAGCUGAUAUUAAAAUUCCCGGAUUACCUUUGAAAAUUGUUAUGGAGUCCUUACAAAGUGCUGUAGAUGCCAAACACAAAAUUCUCCAAAUCAUGCACAACUGCAUAGAAAACCCAAGGACAGAAAAGAAGGAAAAUUGGCCUGUAAGUAAGAAAUUGGAAGUAGAAGCUCAUAAAAGAUCAAGGCUUGUUGGAAUAGGUGGUGUCAAUUUAAAGAAGUUAUUUGCUGAAACAGGUGUACACGUAUCACAAGUAGACGACACCACAUUUGAAGUAUUUGCCCCGAGUCAAAGUGCCAUGGAUGAAGCGGAAGAAAUAAUGCAACAGUUGUUGUUGACUGAAAGAGCUCCAGAUUUAGAAUUUGGUGGCAUAUACAAGGCAACUAUAGUAGAAAUCAGAGACAUCGGAGUUAUGGUUACUUUAUACCCAGGAAUGCCGCCAGCUCUCUUACAUAAUUCACAGUUAGACCAAAGAAAAAUUGCGCAUCCGUCAGCAUUAGGUCUAGAAGUAGGUCAAGAAUUGCAAGUUAAAUAUUUUGGAAGAGAUCCCGUAUCUGGGUUAAUGAGAAUUUCUAGAAAAGUUCUUCAAUCAGCUGUUCGGUAAUAUAUAACGGCUGGAAUUAUUUGAUAGGCCAUUUUGUUGUUCCCAGUUUUAAAUUUGGCCCAGAUAAAUAUAAAUAAUAAAGUUUAUAAUGUUUUUAUGUAUCUAUUUUAUAUAAAAAAUGAACGAAUAAAACCGUUUUUCUAGA
Messenger RNA from Diabrotica balteata, 2448 nucleotides. The record is from the annotation of a GenBank genome assembly. Lineage: Eukaryota; Metazoa; Arthropoda; Insecta; Coleoptera; Chrysomelidae.